GCCCAUUGAACCCGCACUCUAGUCUUCGCCUCUUCGGGUCUCACUCGUCUUCUAGUCCUCGCGAGGGUUUUUUCAGCUCCAUGGAGGGUUCGUCUUCUCGCCCGUCCGAUUCAAAUCCAACGGCUACUGGCGCUUCCAAAUUCCUCUCUAACCUUCCGUCUCGAGGCUUCUUGUCCUCUACGGUUCUCUCUUCAAAUCCGGGUGGGAUGCGAGUCUAUAUCUGUGAGCAUGAUACAUUGCCUCCAGAGGGCCAACAGAUAAAGACUAAUCAAACAAACAUAUUGAUUAGAUCGCUCCAGCUUAACAAACAAAAGGGUGAUUCCAGUUCAAAGGAUAUGAAGGGAGUAACUGCAGCUGAGGGCUCUAGAAAGCGUGCUCCAGAAAGGGUUCAGGAUGGCAGGUCUUCGGCUAAGAGAAGCAAUAGUCAAAUUGUUUCUCGACAAGAGGGAUCUGAUAGCCGCACAGCUGAUAGGGACUUUUACAGUUUGACAGUAGAAAGGCUUCGUGCGCUUCUAAAGGAGCAGGGUCUUUCACCCAAAGGAAAGAAGGAUGAACUGGUUGCAAGGUUGAGAAAUGUAAACGGUUAAUUGAUCAGAAGUUUCUGGAUAAAUGUGCUAUCCACGUUGUGUACAUUCAAGGAAGGGAUUUAGGUGAUAUUGUUGUCUUCUAUAUGUAACUUAAAAAUGAGUCAAGUGACUAAAACGUGGGGAAGAAAGUUCACUUAAGUUGGAAGUUGAAAAGAAGACGUUUUAAUGUAUGCUGCGGUACAUGUUUGUACAAUUAGAAGUUUACUGAUUAUGUUGUGUACAAAUUUUGGGUGUGACAUAGCAACUACAUUCGGUUGGAAUUUAUCAUACCCACAUUAAAAUUUUUGUUGCAGGUGUAAUAUGCUGAAGCAAAAAUUGUCUGAAGUGGGAAGUGGUUGGAUUUGGAAUGAAAGACCUCUGAGGGA
Hevea brasiliensis (rubber tree) is the source of this 952-nucleotide messenger RNA. RefSeq lists its product as uncharacterized. Gene Ontology annotation, biological process: positive regulation of proteasomal ubiquitin-dependent protein catabolic process. Gene Ontology annotation, cellular component: Cul4-RING E3 ubiquitin ligase complex. The transcript is spliced from 6 exons. Bases 81 to 587 code for a protein of 168 amino acids. Lineage: Eukaryota; Viridiplantae; Streptophyta; Magnoliopsida; Malpighiales; Euphorbiaceae. The record is from RefSeq and is a predicted model, not a curated record.